Molecule: messenger RNA, 4500 nt
Organism: Pygocentrus nattereri (red-bellied piranha)
Lineage: Eukaryota; Metazoa; Chordata; Actinopteri; Characiformes; Serrasalmidae
Exons: 13
Coding region: 254-2227 (657 amino acids)
Cellular component (GO): meiotic nuclear membrane microtubule tethering complex; nuclear envelope; membrane
Molecular function (GO): protein binding
Source: RefSeq, a predicted model, not a curated record
UUACCUGGAACUGCCAAGAUUGUGUUUCCUUAUCUGUGGGGCUCGGAGCAUUUUGGAUUUCCUCCGUCCUUCGCUAAAGUGGGAGUUUGUGAGGGGAUUUUGCAGCGUGAGUGCACAGAGGUCAAGUGUGGAUGUAAUCUUGAUGCUGGUAUUCAGACCCCGGGGGGAUUCCUGAAGCACCUGAGCCACGAGCUUUCGUAGAGCUACAUAAGGGAGUCAGGUAAACCUACACGUGACGCUUGGUGAUGCCAGUAUGCCUGGAGAGACAGGACUCAAAGCCAGUUGCCAUGGAAACACCCAAGUUUGCCCCACAGGAAGCGAUGAAGAGGAAGAUGAGAAGCAAAAGCAGACUCCUCACAUGAUUGCUCAAGCGGGUAUGGGUCUGUACCUACAGCCCACCGAAGCACUUUUCUUAGAUAGAGAUCACCUCACACCAGAUGAUACGAAGGAAGACUGCAAAGAGUGGAUGUCACUAGCAGACUUGAGCCGGGAUGACUCCUCUUGUCUCGAAGGCUGUGUGCAGUUAGAAAGGAGGUGGAUGCUCUGGCACGAAUUCAUGAAGGAAUACUCUUCCUUGGACGACUGGCUUCAGUCGGCAGAGAAAUUGGCUGCUUCCCCAAACUCCAGCCAUGUGCUGUACAUCACUGCAAAAGAGGAACUGCAGAAAUUUGAGAGUCUCCGCACUGAGGCUAGGCUACGCUUGCUCCAGCUGGACAGCCUGAGCCAGAGUAGCCGCAUCCUACUGGGUCUGUUCAGGGGUGCUAUGAGAACCAGAUUGGUAGAAAUGACUAAAGAAUGUGGCCGGCGCUGGGACCAGCUCAGCACCACUGUGGACUCUGUCUGCCGUCGGCUUAAGCACUUUGUGCUCCAGCGAGAGGACUUUGAGAGGCAGAGGGAAGAGAUGGCUGUCUGGCUGGCAGACAUGGAUCUGAGACUGACCGAGGUAGAGCACUUUUCUGAGAGGAACACCUGUGCCAAGAUGCGGCAGCUUCAGGGCUUCCAGCAGGCUGUGGCUGAAAGUGCAUGUCGUCUGAAUGCGUUGCUUGAGCAAGGAGAAGAGCUGAUCCAGCGGAGUGAGCCGACUGAUGCUCAGGCCAUUGAGAGCCAGCUGCAGGAGCUGCUGCUGUACUGCGCUCGCGUCUUCCAGGGCCUGGGCCGCCUUCAUACACGCCUUCUCAGCAUGAGACUGGUGUUUGAGGAGGACUGGCCUUUGUGUCCUGACUCAGGAUGCCCAUCUGAGACUGUGCUGGAGGAGGAUGCUAUGGUUGAUCACAAUACAUCUCCUCCAGUCCAGAACAGCACUUCUCAGCUCUGCCAUGAGCACUUGGUCCUAGAGUGGGACCCCUCAGUGGACAUCGGGGGCUCCAUCUCCCACGAUGAUGCAGACUCCUCUUACUUCAGUGCUGGGGCAGGUGUCUGCAGUACAGAGGAACUGCUUACCAAAGAUCCUCUGAGGAGGAGAGCUUACUUGAGUCCAGCGGACUCACGAAAGGCCCAAACAUGUGUCCAGCAGCCGGUCACAGAGAGGAGCUUAGAGGGUGUGGCUCCACCCCAGACCCCGGUGCCAGACGCUGGCAGGCUGCAGUAUGACAGGCUUUGGAAAACCUCCACUCCAGACUCGCGCUCACCUGAGCCUGUCAACUUUGACCCUGAGCGCAUCAGUGCCUGGCUGGGCCAGACACACAGGCUUUGCUCUAAAGCUGUCCAAACAGAGCUCACUCCACAGCGGUACUCCAGUUUUACUUCAUCACCAUCCGCCCAGGAGGAGGAGGAGGAGGAGGAGGAGGAGGAGGAGGAGGAGGAGGUGGGGGGCGUGGAGUAUCUCGAGAAUGCACUCCCCAAGAGGCCCCCCUACUCAACGCAAGCACAAAACAUGUGUUCCACUCAGUCAUGUGACCUUCCACCUCACUCCAGCAAACGUCAUCCAAACCCACAGUGUUUGAAGAGACCGUGCUCCAGUGACUCAGAGGUGGACUGCAGCCGUAAUAAGAUGUGUUGUGGUAAGAUGGUUUCUACAGAUCAUUGUGGCCCCUGGUCCCAGAGAAGCCUCAAAGUAAUAAAUGUGCUAAGAGCCCCAGCUCUGCUCUAUGUUCUGUUGGCUCUGCUGCUGGUUGUGGUGAUCUGGCCCCCUGCAAUGCUCCAGGACAACCAGUGCCACCGCUCCAACUCUCUGGAGCGCUCUUUUCACUUCGCCUUGCGCUACGUCAACGGACCACCUCCAACCUAAGGACAGCAGUGAUGCUCAAUACAGCAGCUUAUAAUGUUGUGAAAGGAGAGCACUGGGACAAGAGAACUAUUACACCUAUACACUAUGUAGGAUGGUAUGAAGAAAGCCCAUUCUUUAGGCUGUGUCUGCCACGUGGCAUUGGUCUUAUGUAUGAGUUUUAUGACCAUUUGUUGUACUUGACACUGGCACGUUUAAGCUCAGAAUCUCAAGGAGUGUGCUUAUUGAUUUAGUUUACACAAGUGCCUCUCAAUUUUGAGCUGUCACACUGGCAACAUUCUCUUCAUUUACCAAUUAAGGCACAUCUAACUAGAUACAUGUAGAUUUGGUUAAGUAAAGGCCUGUGCAUAAGCCAAACAUUCAGUGCUAAACGUCCUGUGUAAGUCUACUUGGUGGGUCCAGCCUUCACAAAAAAUACAACUGGGGAAAAUUUGUGGGCAUUCAGCAUUGUGUUUACAAAAGCAACUUAUGGCACAGGGGAAUGAAGAUGACUGAAUGAGUUGUAUAGCAUAUAAUUACAUACAAAUUAUUUAUUAAUAUUUUAAAAUAAAAGAAAUGUCAAUUAAAAUGUAGCCUAUUGUAUGAACUGUUUGAGAAACCUGUAAGACAGUUUUUUUGGUACUGCAGAAAAAAGAAACAGAACCACUACUACAUGAAGCAUUCUCUGUUUACUAUGCUGUCAGUAAACUCCUUGUGUUGUCUGUGGCACCAAGUCAGCAACAUCUGACUUUAAAAAAAAAAAAAAAAAAAUGUGUUCGCCUUUCUCCUUUUUUCUUAUUUUUGUCACAUCAACAUCCUGCUGUAGAAUUUCACGGUUUUGGUCUCUAUGUGGAAAUAUAGAAGUAUGUGAGGCAACCUUAAUAUGAUGCACAUAUGGAAUAUAUGCUCAGCAAAAGAGUUGCUGCAGCAUUUUAUUCCCUGAAGCACAGAUUUUAUUUACUACAUUGCUCUUGCUAUGGCUGCCACAGUUGUGAAUGGUGACGUUUUAAUUGUUAUGUUAUAUGAAUAGUUGUGAUUAACAAUUUAAUGAUAUGAUAUUUUAAUGUUCAUAAUAACUAUAAAGUACAAGCCUUAAGUGGUCAAAUUAGCCGAUAAGCUGUUGAUACUUUGUAGCUCCCAACUCAUGACAGAAACCGCUCGAGCAUAAACAUUUACUCAUUGCUGCCCUCUGAAUGUGUUAUAGCACCAAGUCAGACAUUAGAGCUCUUGCAGUUUCACAUUCUCUUUGUUGUGGUGUGAACAUAUAAUUGGGAGAGCUAACAAGUGUGGAAAACAAAAUUCUUGUGGUCAGCUAAAAUAAUUGAGACCCAGCUAUUGUGCAAUAAUUGUGACAGGCCUUGCCCCAGCCUCAGCAAACACUGUGAACUAAUACUGAGACAAAUUACUUUGCAUUCACAUAUUCUGAAGUAUCAGAACAGACAGAUUUGGGACGUAUUAAGAGAAAAUAAGAGGCUUUGUCAAGAUGUGUGGUUGUCCAAUAUACUUCCACUUUAGACUCUUUGAGGAGACCUUUUUGUAAUCAGUUCUAUAUCAAAGAGUAGUUUUAGCUGGGUCAGACUUCCAUGCCUCAUGAUAGAAUAACUUCAGAACCAUUUGACUUUAGCAUUAACUGUUGUUGUUGUUGUUUUUUUUUCUGUUUUGUGGUGAAAGUUAACUGCUAGAAAGCUCAAGUGUGCAUAUAGGUGCCUUAAAAUGUGUAGUCUUUUUAUGGCUCCUGCCAUGCCACUUGCCAAAAAAGUACACAAAUAUGUUGCCUUUACUGUAAAACCAUUACUGGCCUAAUACUAUGUUUCAAGAGCAAGCUGAAACAAGAUUUGAGUUUUCUUGUUUUCUUUUUCUUUUUUUUUUUUUUUGCAUACAUUUUUAAACCUGAUUGGUCGAUUUACAUGUUUGUACAAACUCUUUUGUGAGAAUUGACAAAAAAUUAUAAAUGUGGUCCAAUUUAUGAUCAAAAAGAUCAGAUUUUUGUGUUUGGAGUUGAAGUAAAAGAGGAGAGUGGGGUAUCGGAUUGGACUGACUACUUUAGCCUUGGGCACUGGAGUGUUAUGUGUGGUAUGUGUUGUGGUAGCAGCCUUGAACCACAUGAUGGGGAAUUGCUUUAUUAGAUAUUACAAAGCAGUGUGAAAAAUACAACUGGGAAAAUGUUAUGGGCAUUCUGCACUGUGUUUACAAAAUAAUUGUCAUGUAGCAAAGCUUUAAAGAAGACCGUUUGUAUCAAGAGCAGCUUUUUGCACCAUUUUUAUUACAUUUAAAAUAAAGUAAAUGAUCGAAAACAA